Spizellomyces punctatus DAOM BR117 is the source of this 1408-nucleotide messenger RNA. RefSeq lists its product as uncharacterized. The coding region runs from base 27 to 1292 and encodes 421 amino acids. The record is from RefSeq and is a predicted model, not a curated record. Gene Ontology annotation, cellular component: centrosome. The transcript has 11 exons. NCBI's taxonomy places the organism in Eukaryota, Fungi, Chytridiomycota, Chytridiomycetes, Spizellomycetales, Spizellomycetaceae.
AGAUCAUUACCAGCGUUCGGUCAGUGAUGAACCACGACGUGCGCAACCUUCCGCUAUCCCAAGAUCUGCUAAACUAUUAUCGAGAACGACUAGAAAGAUGCGAGCAUGACUACAAGGAAGCACUAGAUAAAAUAGAUGCGUUACGGAUUCCGCAUGACGACGCGCACCGUGUGACGUGGGAGGCACACAAAAAGGCAGAAGAAGUUGCUAGUCUCCAAAAGGCACUCAGGGAUGCCGAGCUUGCCCUGUUUGACGAGAAGCGUGCCUUCCUAAAAUUGCUAGCUGAGAAUGACGAACUGAAGGUGCAGGAGCUGAAGGAUCGGAAAAAGAUCCGCUAUCUCUUGAAAAUAGCUCCAUGUCCUGAACCGGAAACAACAUACUUUCGUGAGAAGCUUGACAAACGACUGGUGAAGAUCUCGAGAGGAAAAGAGAAGCCAGUGGAAGGAAGGGAUAAAGGAGAAGGAAUCGGCGUGGGAAACCUGGACCAGCGAGACAUGAUUAUAAUGGAGGAUGAGAUUGAGGCUUUGAAGCUGACAGUGACAUCUUUGCGAACACAGCUCGAAGAACAGGGCCGAGCAUAUGAGGCCACAGUAGCUGCGUUGAAGCGUGAUCGACAAACGCAAAUAGAUGAAGAAAAGGCACGGAGGGAGCAUGAGUCACAAAGGAUAAGUGAGCUACUGGAGAAGCUUCAAAAGUUACGGGCGUUAUGUCGCGAGAACAUUCGAGAGUUACUUCACACAAAGAAGGCUUCCCAUGCCUACGAGAAGAAACUAGUGGAAGAGAAGGCCGCCUUGCUAGAGGACCUACGUUCUACUGGUAGUCAGCUGGCAGUUGAGAGGGAUAAAGCAGAGUCCGCUGAAAGAACUAUUGAAUCAAGAGUAACAAAGAAGCAGGAAACUUUAGUUGGAGAUCUUCGCUCGCAAUUAGGAAAGUAUGAGAAGGAACUUCACACUGCCAAGUCUAAAUGUGAUGAAAUCGAGAGAACCUUUAAAAAGAAGGUCGAAUAUCUUCAAAGUCGCCUGUCUGCAAUUACUUCCAGUUACACUGCUCUCAAGAGGCGCCGCGAUUAUGAAAUUGAAGGUUUUACAAAUGAUAUUUUAAUUCUACGGAAACAGCUGAAAGUCCUAGAGCGGAGUAUACUCAAAUAUGCCCCUCUGGAAGAUAAGGAGCUUGUAUUGCUCAAUCUAGCAAAGGAAACUGGUGAAAGAGUAGGAAAGAUUUCAUCGGAACUGCAUGGUCUUAAGGCCAAAGUUUAUGCCACCGAGGAGGAAGUACGAUCAUUAAAGUACUGACGUGGAUAUGAUUUGCUGAUAUAAUUUGGGAGACAAAAUUUCCUAGUGCUUCCUGUGGCUGCCAUGUACAUAAAAAAUUAAGUAUUUUUGUUUCUGAGAGAGUUCGGACAAGGAGA